GGCGCACGGCUGCUGGCCCCUGCAGACAGCCGUCACAAUGGCGCAUCGUCUCCUCGUGGCGAUUGUGCUCGCCGUGUGUGCCGAGCAGGUGGCGGCCAUCUUCCUCGCCCCAGAAGACCUCGACGUGGACAGCGCAAUUAAGAGCGAAAAAGUCUUCCGAGACACCAUGCGCUGCGUCUUUGGCGACGACGACUACAAGUACUGUGACUCUCACUCUGUCACCAUAAAAUAUACCAUUUGGAAUUUGGUGCAGGAAGGGUGCAACAGCUGCACGGACGAAGAUCUGAAGGUGUUCAGGUUCAUGGCCUACAUUUCCAACAAUAAACCGAAGGAGUGGCAGCAGGUCCUGGACGUUUUCGAUCCACAGGGCGAAUUCAAGAAGAAGAAUGGCGCCCAGUGGAAACAAUAUGGCAUCGUUGUGUAAGUGCGUGGCAGAACAAACUUUUGUAAAUGAAAGCUGUUUCCUUGUGUACGACAAUAAAAGAGCUGUUUACCCUA
Messenger RNA from Schistocerca cancellata (South American locust), 498 nucleotides. RefSeq names its product putative odorant-binding protein A10. The coding region runs from base 38 to 424 and encodes 128 amino acids. The transcript has 2 exons. The record is from RefSeq and is a predicted model, not a curated record. Lineage: Eukaryota; Metazoa; Arthropoda; Insecta; Orthoptera; Acrididae.